UGGAAGAAGUGUGUCGGCUUGAAAAAGGUGUCGGCGUGCUGACACAUUUCCGGAAUUCCCGUUCAUGUAUACGUUAAUCCGUGUUCCAUUCACCUUUUAAUUCUUUGACUCAAUGGUUUACUACUUUAUUCGUUCAUGGUAACAUUUUCGAGAAAUGUAAGAAUCCUUAAAGUUUAAUCCAUGCCUGUCAAAGCCUUCCGAUUAAAACUCUACGGGAGGUUUGAGGUUUUGGAACCACUGAUCUCGUUUGCCUGACAGAAAGUGUCUAUUAUCAAGCGCCGCGCCGAGGGAGAAUAGAAGAUGCCUGAGAUGCCUGACGCAGCAGAGGCUCAAGCCAGCUCGUUUAUCUCCUCACCAAACAUGGCAAAGGAUUUGAGCCCUGAGAUUGUCAAUUAUGAAGCAGAUCCUGAAGAUGGAUUUCUUGAUGUUGAUUUAGGUGAUGGUUACCUUCCUCCUCAAUCCCCAAGAAUUUACAUCCGCUCAUCAGCUCCCUACAUUGCAGACCAAGGAAUGGAACGCUAUAACCAGGCUCUGAGGAGCUUGAUUCCUGUGCGCCGGAAAGCAACGGAAAAGAAAGAUACCAUUCAAGUUGAUCAGGCAGGUCUGUUAUCAUUUGUGUUUUCAUCAUGGAUUUCAAAGUUGAUGUACAAGGCCCAUAGGAAAGGUCUAGUCAGUGGUGAUAUUCCCCGUGGCUCUCCUCUCGAUUCAUGUGACUACAAUGUGCAGAGACUGGAAAUGCUGUGGCAAGAAGAAAUUAGGAAAUUUGGGCCAAGCGGAGCAUCAUUACCUCGAGCUGUGUGGCGCUUUGUGAAAACUCGUGUUAUUGUUGACUGGUUGAUAUUUACAAUUAGUAGUAUCUUGGGAUUUUUGACGCCGAUGAUUUUUAUGAGAAAAUUGUUGGAAUUUUCGGAAGACAGUAAUUCAAACACAGAGACAGGUUUAAUUUUGGCAUUUUCUUUGGGUCUCUGUGAGUUCUUAAGACUAAUAUUCUUCACCUGGAGAUUUGUUUUAUCAUUUAGAACUGCUGUAAGGCUGCGUGUGGCAUGUCUGGCCUUAAUGUACAAAAAAAUUUUAAGACUGAACUCCUUUGAUGAAAACUCCAUGGGUCAACUACUUAAUAUUUUUGCAAAUGAUUCACAACGAAUUUUUGAUAUGAUUGUUUUUGGUCCUAUGAUUAUUGGAGGGCCAAUGGUAUUAAUUACUGGAGUUGCAUAUGUUUUAUGUACACUUAGUCCCUGGGCACUCAGUGGAAUUCUUGUGUUUAUAGCCUUUUAUCCAGUGCAGUAUUUCAUAUCCUGGCUAUGCUCUAAAUUAAGAAGGAAAACCGUGCAAGCUGCUGACCAACGUAUCAAUCUAAUGAAUGAAAUACUUACCCACAUUAAAACUGUAAAAAUGAAUGCAUGGGAAGGAGACUUAAAGGAUGAAAUUGACUGUAUUCGCUCCAAGGAACAAGGCUACAUUCAAAAGACCUCAUAUUUGUCAAGUUUUGGAUCAUCACUAGCACCAACAGUUCCCAUUAUGUCUUCCAUUGUUUCAUUUUUAUCCCAUUUAGGUUCAGGUAACACACUCUCUGCAGCACAGGCAUUUUCUGUCCAAGCAGUGUAUUCAAACUCUAUCCGGGAUGUUGUGCGUUCUGUUCAAAUGAGUUUAACAGCAUAUCAUGAUGCCAUAAUUGGACUUAAAAGAAUACAGGCCUUCCCAUUUGUCACUGUAAUGGUUGAGCAGGCUCGGAACUUUGUGAAUAUUACUCAAAUUGCAUUAAGCAAUUACAUAGAGGCGGAUGUGGGUCUUAAAAGAAUGCAGAAAUGUUUGCUUGUGGAAGAAAUCCCACUCAGAAUUCAGAGACCUAUCGAUAGAAGUCAAGCAAUUUCAAUUGGUGGAGCUUCUUUUUGUAGAAGCCCAAGCUGGCACCCUUUAUUUUCUGAAGGCCAAGGAAAUAAGAGCGGAAAGAUAAUUAAACAGCACCUCCGAAAAUCAGAUCUUGAAACAGCUACUGAAGAAAGGGAAAAGUUGAAUGGAAAUGUAACAUGUCAUCUUCAGCCUGUCCUUCAGGGAAUCAAUUUUAGUGUAACAAAAGGUCAAAUGGUAGGUAUUUGUGGUCCUGUUGGUUCUGGCAAGACUUCCCUGAUGCGAGCAAUUCUUGGUCAGAUGAGACUAAUAGAUGGCCAGUUUGCUAAAGAUGGUUCAUGCGCCUAUGUAAGUCAACAAGCUUGGAUAACCAAUGGAACACUUCGUGAAAAUAUCCUUUUUGGAGAACCUUUUGUUAGCACCCGGUACUACACUGUCAUCAACAGUUGUGCUUUGAAUGAAGAUCUGAACCAAUUUCCUGGUGGUGAUCUUACUGAAAUAGGAGAGAGGGGAAUAAAUUUAUCUGGUGGGCAGAAGCAACGUAUUGCUCUAGCCAGGGCUCUGUAUGCUAACAGAGACAUAUAUUUGCUAGAUGACCCAUUAAGUGCCGUUGAUGUUAACGUGGCAAAUCAUAUCUUUGAGAAUUACUUCAAAAAAGAAUUACGAGAAAAAACAGUUGUUUUAGUUUGCCAUCAAGUUCAAUACCUACACCAUUGCAAUGAAGUGUAUUUCUUGAGAGAUGGAUGCAUAAUUGAGCGGGGAACACAUGAAGAACUAUUGAAGUUGGACAAAGAAUAUGCAUCUAUGGUCAAACAGGUGAAAAGUACAACUUGUGAGGCCUCUUCAUCCACACCAAAUACAAAUGCUGUAGUCAAUAACUGCAAAGAAGGAGAGUCAAAAGAUGAAAAGAAAGAUACAGAAAAACGGAACAUGGGAGAAAGUCUACUUGUUCCUGAACCAUCAAAUUUGGGCAGUUUAAAAAUUGAUACAUAUUGUCAGUAUAUAUCUGCAGGAGGCGGCUAUUUUACCACAUUCUUGGUGCUUUGUGUGUUUCUUGCGAAUAUUGGAAGUACAGCCUUCAGUUCUUGGUGGCUUGCAACAUGGAUUAAGGCUGGAGGCGGGAAUUAUACUCUCCUAGUCAACGAUACAGCAGUCCUCAGUUCCAAUCUAGGGGAUAAUCCAUAUUAUGAAUUUUAUCAAACAGUUUAUGCAUCUACUAUUGGAUUAAUUAUCUUGACAUGUGGUCUAAGAUGCCUGGUGUUUACUAAGGUGACCCUACGAGCCUCUUCCAUUCUUCACAAUGAGCUAUUUAAGAAAAUCAGUAGGGGUCCAAUGGUGUUUUUUGAAUCCAAUCCUAUUGGCCGAUUACAAAAUGUCUUUUCUAGAGACAUGGAUGAAGUGGAUUCACGACUUCCUGGUACUGUUGAAAACCUAAUUUCGAACUUCUGGAUUCUUUCCUUUGCUAUAUUGAUUGUCUGUGUAGUUUUUCCUUGGUUUUUUGUUGCUCUCAUCCCCUUGUGUAUAGUAUACUACUUUAUGAGUAGAAUAUUCAGGAAAGCGAUAAGAGACUUAAAACGUUUGGAAAAUACAACAAGGUCUCCUGUCUUCAGCAACUUGCUGGAAACUGCACAAGGGCUUAAUACAAUCCGUGCAUUUAACAAAGAGGGAGAAUAUAUUCAAAGAUUUUUCCAGUUAUUUGAUGAGAAUACUACUUGCAAUUAUUUAUGGAAUGUAGGAAUGAGGUGGCUUGCAGUUCGAAUUAAUUUACUUGCAGUUUUAACCCUAAGCAUAGUAGCUUUUCUUGUUGUUAUCUUGCAUGGUCAUGUAGCUCCAGCAAUGGCAGGCCUUGCACUCUCUUACUCUUGGCAUAUGAGUGGAAUAUUGCAGUAUACUACAAGACUUUUCUCAGAAACAGAAGUGCGAUUUAUAUCCGUUGAACGUAUUUUGACCUACAUAGAAAAUGUACUGACAGAGGGGAAACCAACGUGUUCUAAACCUUUGCCAUCAUGGCCAGCUCAAGGGCGUAUUAGUUUUGAAAAUGUCAACAUGAACUAUCGUAAUAAUUUGCCCAACUCACUAUGUAAUGUUUCUUUCAAUGUUCUUCCCGGAGAAAAAAUUGGCAUAGUUGGUCGCACUGGAUCUGGGAAGAGCUCCUUAACUGUUGCAUUGUUCCGUCUUGUGGAAAUAAAUAGUGGACACAUCAAAUUGGAUGGUGUGGAUAUUGCUGACAUUAAUUUGACAGUCCUAAGAGAUAAAAUUUCUAUCAUACCUCAAGAUCCUGUGGUCUUUUCUGGAACAAUAAGGUCCAACUUAGAUCGGAAAAAAAAUAGGAAUGAUAUGGAGUUGUGGGAUGCGUUGGAAAAAACGAAACUAGCAGACAAAAUCAGAUCAUUACCUCUUAAGUUGGACACUGCAGUCAAAGGUGGAUCCAGUGGUUUGUCAGACGGGGAGUGUCAGCUUCUUUGUCUGACUAGAGCCCUCCUGAAAAGCAGUAAGGUAAUAGUCUUCGAUGAAGCAACUGCAUCAAUUGAUCCAGAAACUGAGGCAGCUGUUCAAUCAACAAUAUGGGAAGAGUUUAACAUGAGCACUGUUCUCAUAAUUGCCCAUCGCCUCUCCACCAUCACAAAUUGUGAUAGAGUACUAGUCAUGGAUGCAGGAAAAGUGAUUGAAUUUGAAGAACCCCAAAAAUUAUUGGAAAAUACAAAUUCAUUAUUUUUUAAAAUGAUGGCGUCAUUGAAGACUCAAUGAAGGCAGUAUUCUGAAUAAUGAACGGAGAGGGUAGCGCUCUUUUACUUUUGAUAAUCAAUUAAAAGUUGUUCUGCAAGUGUUUCCUAUAUUUGUUUUUAUGCACCAGACUCAAUUUUAAGCAAUCUUGUUCAUUGUUUACAUAGUCUAUUCUUUAUCAAGCCAAAGUUAGGAAGUUACAUUCAAUUACUGAAUGCUGUUGUUAAGUUUUAGAGUUUAGUUUCAUUUACAUCUCUGUAAUGUUAUACAUUAUUGCCAAUAAUUUUAAGACCAAGCUAAGAACAAUAAAUUUCUUUUUUUCUCAA
This is a messenger RNA of Frankliniella occidentalis (western flower thrips), 4898 nucleotides long. RefSeq names its product ATP-binding cassette sub-family C member 5. Gene Ontology annotation, molecular function: ABC-type transporter activity; ATP hydrolysis activity; ATP binding. Gene Ontology annotation, biological process: transmembrane transport. Bases 301 to 4596 code for a protein of 1431 amino acids. The transcript has 26 exons. NCBI's taxonomy places the organism in Eukaryota, Metazoa, Arthropoda, Insecta, Thysanoptera, Thripidae. Gene Ontology annotation, cellular component: membrane. The record is from RefSeq and is a predicted model, not a curated record.